Molecule: messenger RNA, 838 nt
Organism: Caenorhabditis sp. 36 PRJEB53466
Lineage: Eukaryota; Metazoa; Nematoda; Chromadorea; Rhabditida; Rhabditidae
Source: the annotation of a GenBank genome assembly
AUGAUAUUCGGAAUCGUGGGCGGAAGAAACGACGACUUCAGAGUGACUUUCGAAGUGAAUUCCAUAAAAAGAAAACUUCAAUGAAUCACCUCAAACUUUCAGUACCCGUACAGCGACUCCUCCUCCUCAGAAGACUGCAUCGAAUCGCUGCGAGACGCGGAACUGUCGGAAACGCGAUUCACUUCGAAGAAUCCUCUGGGCCCGCUGACCGAAUGCAACCUUCUUUCGGAUGCGUUCAUCGUCUGCGAAGAGCCGAGUUCGUUGUACGGACAGGGACAGACUGGGCAGCAACCGGCCAACGAGAGCUUUCGGAACGAGGGAAAGUGCCUGCGGAUGGGCGGCUAUCGGGCGGAGGACGUAGAGUACACGAACGUGCGGUGUCGAGCACUGCCGUGCAUCGAGUGCCGAGGCCCGAGGACGUUCUUGAAGGAAGUACCGUGCAUUAUGUAAGCAACGACACUUUUGAUCCAUUUCCGAUUAUUUGAGUACUAGUAUUGGAUUAGUGUGUCUGACCUUGAAAGUUACAGUUCUUUCGAAUCAUCUGAUCUAGAGAAGUGAGAGAUUUUCAGUUCCAAAUCACUAAAUCUUCAGUCUCUUCCCCUUCCCAAUCCUCCAUUUUUGCAGCUACACCGGCCACUACUUCCUGACCACCCUGCUCUAUUCGAUCUUCCUCGGCGUCGUCGCAGUCGACCGUUUCUGUCUCGGCUACUCGGCGAUGGCCGUCGGCAAGCUGAUGACCCUCGGAGGGUUCGGCAUCUGGUGGAUCGUCGACAUCUUCCUGCUCGUGCUCGGAGUGCUCGGACCCGCCGACGACUCCAACUGGGAACCAAUCUAUUGA